Molecule: messenger RNA, 633 nt
Organism: Candida tropicalis MYA-3404
Lineage: Eukaryota; Fungi; Ascomycota; Pichiomycetes; Serinales; Debaryomycetaceae
Exons: 1
Coding region: 1-633 (210 amino acids)
Source: RefSeq, a predicted model, not a curated record
AUGUUCCAGGUGAAGGUAAUGUUGAUUCCUCUGUUUCCACUGCAUCAUCUGGUGGUGAUAACAAUGCUGGUUCCACUUCAGGUCCACAACCAACUGCUGAUUCUCCUUCUGGUACAGGAUCUCCAAGUGACAUCGCUUCUGAACAGGUUCCACAAACCGAUGGCUUACCAAACACUGCCGCUUCUACUGUUCAACCAUCUGGUUCUGGAUCCGGUGCUGGUUCUAAUGUUGACACAUCCCAUUCUGAGGAUGCUGUUGCUUCGAUUGCUACAGAUGGUAACGACCACCCAGAUACUACUACUACUACUGCUACUAAUACUAAUACUGCUGAGGAAUCUGCAUCCAGCCCUGGUGUUGAAGGAGCUCCAACCACAAGUGAUUCUACUACUGAAGGAACCGUGGGCACCAGUCGAGUCACACCAUCUACUUUGGUUACUAGUACUGAAAGUAGUUUUGUUACCCCACAAGGUUCUACAUCCGUUCCACAAGCAUCGGCAUCUGGGUACAACUCGGUUACUGUCUCUACCUAUGAAGGCUCUUCAUCGUUCGCUCAAGUUUCUUCAUGGAUGGUCGCUAUUUUCACAGUAUUAUCCAUCAUGUUUUAAAAUUGAAUCAUUCUCUUUUAUUUAUUAG